AUGUCGUCUCACCUAGUUUGGAGUAUCAUUCGUAACAACAACGCUUUUCUACUGAAGAAAAGGAACAUCUCCAAACCUUUCAGUACGGAGCCCAAUAACUUAACAAAUGUCAAUUCCUUCAGAUAUAAUGCGUUGAUCGACAAAAAGUCUGUUGGAAUUGUGGAUGCACCUGACAAGAAGGGAUUCACUGUUGUUUACAAAAAAGCUAGCACACAGAACAAGCCUAGACAAAGUUACAAAUAUGGCUUGUAA
Molecule: messenger RNA, 252 nt
Organism: Acanthoscelides obtectus
Lineage: Eukaryota; Metazoa; Arthropoda; Insecta; Coleoptera; Chrysomelidae
Source: the annotation of a GenBank genome assembly